Cyprinus carpio (common carp) is the source of this 1269-nucleotide messenger RNA. RefSeq names its product FAS-associated death domain protein-like. The record is from RefSeq and is a predicted model, not a curated record. Lineage: Eukaryota; Metazoa; Chordata; Actinopteri; Cypriniformes; Cyprinidae. Gene Ontology annotation, biological process: regulation of apoptotic process; signal transduction. Gene Ontology annotation, molecular function: protein binding.
GUUGACGAAUGAAUCAGAACUGAUUCGUGAACUGGAAUCAUUACAGACAAACGACUCUAAAGAACAAUUCGCCCACGAGUCGGACACCGCUAGUAAGGAAUACGUCGAUUCAUUAAAUUACGAAAAGUCUGGUUCAGAAGAACUGAAAUUGUUGGCGCGUGUCAUUUUUAGUUUCUAGCUGACCCACCGAAGCAGUGGAGCUGGGUUACGUUCAGGACACAAGGGAGGGGUUUUCACGAUGCUUCGCUAACGCGAGAGAGCCGGAGCUCAAAGCGAAAACGGGAGCCGCGGUGGUGCGUUGUGUUAGCAUUCAAACACAUCAUGGAUAACAGCAGAUUUAGAGCCAUGUUACUAGCGAUCUCUGAUAAACUCACUGAAAACAACGUGUCAGAUCUAAAGUUCCUGUGCCCAGAAGUCGGGAAGAAAAAGCUUGAGAAAACCAAUAAGGGGAUCGAUCUUUUCGAGUACUUGAUCGAAAGAGCUGCGAUCGGACCCGAUAACACUGAACUCCUGCGGAAACUUCUGAACCAGAUCGGCCAGACAGUUCUUCUGAACGUAAUAGAUGAGUAUGAGAGAGGAGCAGGCAGCCCUCCUGAUGUACCAGACCCAAAAGAGCGAGAAAAAAUAAACAUUGCAACUGAAGUCAUUUUUGAACGUUUGGGUAAAAAGUGGCGUCAAGUUGGAAGAAAGCUUGGACUUCAGGAGACCCAGCUGGACGGCAUACAGGAGAAGCACAGCCGUGACCUGGAGGAGCAGGUGAGGGAGCUCAUCAGACAGUGGAUGAAGAUGAGGAGAGAGAACGCCAGAGUGGAGGAUCUCAUCAAAGCUCUGCGGGACUGCAAACAGAACCUCACUGCUGAUCUUGUAGAGAAAAACCUCAAGGAGCAUGGUGCACAUUGAAAAUCACCACCGUUCUAUUAGAAAACGACAGAACGCUGGGAUUAAUAAUGUGAAUUUCUUUUUGAAUAGAAAAUGAACAAACUGUGUUUACGGAUCUUUCUGAAUUAAUUGGACACCGCCUUGAUAAAUAUUGAUUGGAGGAAAUGUGUUAGAUAAUAGAUUUUACAUUUGUAAUGAUAUUGCAGGGCAUGGAAAUAAUGUAUAUUGAAUAAGUGUCCUAGAUGUAUUGUUCUCAGUCACCAUUGCAAAAAAUUAGGAUUUUUCAGUGUUUACUGAACGUACUCAUAAAACAACACUGUUCUUCUGUUUGCUGAUUUUGUCAAAGGAUGUAUGACACUUACAAAGGAAUAAAGGGACAAUGAUAUGUGA